AUGGAGGAAGCAAUCAAGGAGGAGAAGCCCAACGAGCAGGAGGGCCAGGCUAUGGGCAGAAAGAGGCAGCGACAGGACGAGAACGGCAUCGACAACUCGCCGUGUGGGAGCCCCUACGCGAGCAAGAAGAAGGCCAAGACUGACGAGACCCCAGCCACGGUCUCGUUCUACAUCGGGAACAUUCACUUGGAAACUGAUGAAGAGGAUCUGCAUGACUUCUUGGCAAGCAACGGCGUAAGCGGGCACUCUGUCCAUCUCGUCUACGACCUUCUCGGCCGCCACAGGAGCUACGGGUUCGUCGAGGUCUCGUCCGCCCGGGAUGUCAUCACCUUGCAGGCCCUCGACGCUGCCCGCUUCUGCGGCCGCCCGCUACGUGUCGAGCUGGCCCACAGCAGCUCGCAGACGGUCUGGCCUGACGACACUGGCCGCAGCGGCGAACAGUGGACCCGUCGAGUUUGGUUCGAAUGA
This is a messenger RNA of Acanthamoeba castellanii str. Neff, 468 nucleotides long. RefSeq names its product RNA recognition motif domain containing protein. The record is from RefSeq and is a predicted model, not a curated record. Gene Ontology annotation, molecular function: RNA binding. The transcript has a single exon. Bases 1 to 468 code for a protein of 155 amino acids. Lineage: Eukaryota; Discosea; Longamoebia; Acanthamoebidae.